AUGCCAUCGUCAGAAUCGUCCGACGUUGUUAUCGGCAUCGAUCUCGGCACUACCUACUCGUGUGUUGCCGUCUUUCAGAAUGGAACGGUGGAGGUCAUCGCAAACGACCAGGGCAAUCGGACCACACCGUCCUACGUGGCCUUUAACGACAAGGAGAGGUUGAUAGGCGAGGCUGCUAAAAAUCAGGCCGGCACGAAUCCCACCAACACCGUAUACGACAUAAAGCGCAUCAUAGGUUUAAAGAACGACGAUCCUAAUGUGCUCGAGGAAAUCGAGAACUGGCCGUUCGAGGUUAUCAGCGGCGAGGACGACAAACCCAGGAUAAACGUGAUGUAUCGGGGCGAGCCGAAAUCCUAUUCUCCCGAACAGAUAUCGUCGAUGGUCUCUAAAAGAAGAACUAGUGGAUCACGGAGUCGAAUCAAAGGGAUCCGCAGAGGAGCGUGGAAGUCAGCAUCUGUCCGUCUCUCCUGUAGAUCUGCCGACCUUCGUCUAUAG
Molecule: messenger RNA, 495 nt
Organism: Penaeus indicus
Lineage: Eukaryota; Metazoa; Arthropoda; Malacostraca; Decapoda; Penaeidae
Product: putative heat shock 70 kDa protein 7
Exons: 1
Coding region: 1-495 (164 amino acids)
Cellular component (GO): cytoplasm
Molecular function (GO): ATP-dependent protein folding chaperone; ATP binding
Source: RefSeq, a predicted model, not a curated record